GAAGAGAAAUUGGGGAUGCAAUGGGGAAUCUGAAAGAGGGUUUCCGAUUCAGUCCGACUGAUGCAGAAGCUGUUACUUUCUUGUUGAGAUUCAUUGCUGGAAAAUUGAUGAAUGAUUCUGGAUUCAUCACUACUCAUGUUGAUACUUACAGUAAACAAGAACCAUGGGAUAUUUACAGUCACGGAGUACCCUGCUGUAAUGACGAUGACUGUAGUCAGCAUCGCUUCUUCAUCACAAAACUCAAGAAAAAAAGCGAGUCAAGAUAUAGUCGUGAUGUGGGAAACAAGGGCAGUUGGAAACAGCAAGACAAGAGCAAACCUGUUCGAAAGAAGGGUGGACCGGUGAUUGGAUACAAGAAGAGCAUGUCUUAUAUGAAUAAAGGCUAUUAUAACAAGAAAAAUGGUGAUUGGCUGAUGAAGGAAUACACUCUCUCAGAGUAUCUUCUUGAUAAAUUUGACAAGGAUUGCAGAGAUUAUGUUCUCUGNAACAUCCAUCUCAGAGAGGUAGAGGUAGAUCGAAGAAGUACGAUGAAAGGUGAUUAG
Molecule: messenger RNA, 542 nt
Organism: Solanum stenotomum
Lineage: Eukaryota; Viridiplantae; Streptophyta; Magnoliopsida; Solanales; Solanaceae
Product: NAC domain-containing protein 90-like
Exons: 2
Coding region: 21-542 (173 amino acids)
Biological process (GO): regulation of DNA-templated transcription
Molecular function (GO): DNA binding
Source: RefSeq, a predicted model, not a curated record